AAUUCUUCUUUCCACCAUGGGUGGAAAACUUUCACCAUUCUGGAAAACACCUGACCAAAAGGAGAGUGAAAGCAAACCGAUUUUACCCAGGCAACUGGAUGCUGAAGAUGAAAUCCCCAAUUACGCUAGUAUCAAUGACUCUGCUACAUCCUGUGUGCCCUGUGUGGGCAUUGCACGUCGAAGCUAUGUCAACUGUCCAACGUGUCAGGGAACAGGAAGGAUUCCCGGGGAGCAAGAGAAGCAGCUGGUGGCUCUGAUUCCAUACGGUGACCAAAGGCUGAAGCCUAGACGAACGAAACUCUAUGUAUGUCUUGCUGUGACGAUCUGCCUGCUGACAACAUCUCUCGGUAUUUUCUUCCUGUUUCCUCGCUCCAUUACUGUGCUGCCUGCAGGGCUGAAAGCUUCCUCCAUUGGCUUUAAUGCCACCACCACCAGUAUAUAUCUCAACAUGACGAACGUGCUGAACAUAACUAAUAACAACUUCUACCUGGUCACUGUUGUGCAGCUAGACAUAGAGGUUUUGCACCAGUCCCUGGUAGUAGGGAAGACCACCAUGAAAACCCUGCUGAAUAUGAGCCCUUUGCAGAGCGGCCAGAUCUAUUAUAUGGUGGCCAGUAGGAUAUUGGACGACAACACCUAUAACAUUUGCACCUGGACAAAAGUCAAAGUUCACAAUAUUCUGCUGCAUAUACAGGGUACCCUGACCUGCACGUACCUGUGUCAUUCAGAGCAGCUGACUUUUGAAGACUACCAGUACGUGGACUGCCAGGGGAAUGCCACGCUACCUCGCCCAUUGUACCACUGCCUGCCAUGACAGGGCCAGGUUGGCAGAGCUUUUGGGUGCAGCAUAUUCUACCACAAAGGCAAGUCAUAGGGAGACAAACUUCUGGGGCUUCUUCUCAUUCUGUGCCUUAAACAGGAUAAGACUUCCAUGUCUUGUGCGAAGAUGGUAACGUACUUGGCCUUAUGAAUGUGGACUCUGCUGCCCUCGGAUUGCAGCUUUCUUUUUUCAGUGCCUUAUCAUGGCUGAUGCUUCAGCAGAGUGACCAGUGUAUGGGGGGGUGUCUCUGCGUGGCUGAUGGGAGUGGGCCACACUCCUGUUUCACUACUGCUUUGGAGGCAGUGCCCUGUUAGUCAGACUAACUCCUAGUUGUUUCCUCCUUGCGUAAUUUUGCACUUCUGUCCUGAAUUUAAGUAUUUUAUAACUUGAAAAAGGACUGUGAUGAGACUUUUUGGCUGGAUUGCAUCGACAUCACCAGAAUCUAAUGACCGUUGUACAACCUGUGCAACAAGAGCAAGAAACAGGACUGAUGUCUCUAUAUGUCUGGGUCUUAAGAAAAACUACUGCAUGUCAUGCCAAAACACCUUGUGAAAGUGACUCUUGGGUGACUGCUGUUUUAAGCUGUCCAGUAUAGGAGGUGAGAAUAUGCAUUUUUGUAUAUAUGUAUUUUUAAAACAAGCUCAUCUGCUAGCUGUUCCUUAAUGGCAUCCAUUUCAGUGAGAAGAAAAUGCAUUUUGUAUCAUGAACCAAAAAGAUUGCUACUUUCCAGGCAGUGGUGUGUAGUGGCCAGCACAUGCUGUUUGCUGUAUUGUUUUCUUGUAUGCUUUGGCAUUUAAUGCUUUCAACCUGAACAAGCAUGAGAGAGUUCAUCUCUGACUGGAAGAGCUUAAUUUGCACAAAUAUCAGGAAACAGCUGGUUCUGGGGUGUGGUGUUUUGGGGUUCUUUGGGAUUUUUUCUGGUGGUUUGUUUUUUUUUUUUUUUGUCUAAAGCUGGAAAACUACCCAACAGACUUUACAAGAGGAACAGCCCUGGCAGCCUUGUCUCCUCCCAGAGCUGGCAGUUGUAUCCCCCAAACAAUGGAGGAGUUAAACGUUAUUCUUUUAGGUUCUAGUUUAGAUGCUGCCUGAUGCAUUCUAGAUGGUAAAAUAAGAGCCUGGGAGUUGCUGGACUAAAAUUUUUACUCAGUGGUUCAGCAUUUUCCUGCGUCUGUCCCACUGAAGGAUAGAACCAAAGCAUCAGAAUAGUUGAAGACUGUUGAAGAAAGUCUCUGAUCCUGUCUUCAAAAUAAUGCUUCCUAAACCAGCACUUCUUACAGCACUCUUGUGGAGUCUUGCUCCUCACUAUAUCAUCCAUUGAGAUCACCCUGAAAUGGUAACUAGUCAGCUUCCUCCCUGAAGCACGGAUGAAGAAGCUCCAGGUCCCAUACUGAAAUCCUCCCUGCUCGUCGCAUCUCUGCAGUGCUUUUGGUAUUUGCCAUAUUGUUGAUUCUGCUGUGCACUUCCCUCCCCUGCUGCUGGGUUUCCAGCUGUGCUUCUAUACUGCUGUCCUCCACUUGUACCAUUGUUGUCUGUUCGCAAAUAAAGGGCCUUGUGCAACCAG
Molecule: messenger RNA, 2381 nt
Organism: Aptenodytes forsteri (emperor penguin)
Lineage: Eukaryota; Metazoa; Chordata; Aves; Sphenisciformes; Spheniscidae
Gene: TMEM106A
Product: transmembrane protein 106A
Exons: 7
Coding region: 17-814 (265 amino acids)
Source: RefSeq, a predicted model, not a curated record